AUGGAGGAUCCUAUUAAAAGUUUAAGAGCUGGACUUGGAGGGGAACCUUUAAAUUCCACUGCAUAGCAAUAAUCUUACAGAUUCAAUAAUCCACCUGUCCUGGACAGAGCGAAUACAUACCAAUAAUAGCCUUAGAGUAGCAACUUCACAGUGCCUUAAUAAUAAAUGAACCAGACCAGUCUUAGAUCAAGCAAUAUAAAGGACUCAAAUGUGUACAAUCCAUACAAUUAAAAACCAGAUGAAACAUAAAUCGAUGUAUUAGAUGGUCUUGGUGAAACUACAAAUCCUCCUUCUGGCUAUUAGCAAAAUUCUACUUACACUCAACUAAAAGAGCGAGCAUAUACCGAGUAUAAUGAUGACUUGAAUUUGUUAAAUGAUCUAGGUGCUGAAUAAUCAAACAAACAGUAUCAGCAAACUUUGACUAAUUAGUCUCAAAUUCAAGCUAACAUUACAACUUCAACUGGAGUUGGCUUACCUCUUUAAGAUAAAAUGAAAAAUGCUAUAUCAAAGAAAUUACUAUAAGAUGAGUCCAUCAUGAAUCAGUUACAAGGAGAAUUCUCAGUUAUCAAGGGAUAUGGUAAUGACGAAGCUGCUGCAUUGUUCUCUGUCACUAAUGGUUAAAAGGCGAAGGGUUAAGAUCAUAUCCUCUAUGUUGUCAGUAAGAACAAAGAUUAAGAAUUCGUUGAGGAGAGAUAGCACCUGCUCAAUCUCUUUAUUAAAUAAGUGUGCCAUUGUCCUUAUCUCUAUGAAUCUGAUGAGUUGAAAUUAUUUAUAAGACCUCAUAUUGAGCUUGAAAAAGCACUUACUCUUCUGCCCAGACUUUCUCCAGAGAAUAUUCUUGAAAGAACCAUUAAAUAUUUCUCUUUUAUGGGUGAAAUUAACGAUUAAAAGAUUUAAAAACAGAACAACCAUAUUAACAAAUUUAUUGGUCAAAAUUUAAAGAAACCAUUUCCAAACUUGAAUCAGCUUAUGACUAACAAUGGGCUUAUCAUAUAUGAAGAGCAGAACAUGAGAACCUAUGCUGGUACUAAAUUUGAAAACUUCUUACUUUUCAAGCAUCCACUUAAAUCUCAUGCAAAAGAUUAGUUAGAAAACUUGCCUACUGAGAUCUAAAAUCCAUUCAAGAUUAUGAAGCUUUGGUUGAAGUAUGAGAUGCUAGACAUCAUGGCAUUGCAAGAAGCUAUUGAUAGAAAAUCAGCGAUUGAAUCUAAGAGAGUCAAGAAACAUACCAAGAAAGAGUAAAACCAAAAAGAUUUAUAAAAAUUGAAUGUGGGAAGAAACACAAUCAAGACUCUAUUCCUAUCAAAGGACGGCAAAGUUAACUAAAUCACAACCUUAACACAUUCCAUAUCUGAUGCAGAGAAGUAACUGGAGUGCUAUGAUUUAUACAUUAAGAUCCUAGUAUUGCAAAUCAGUUAGUGUGCGAUACCAUACUUCAAAAAGGAUAAAGUUAGUGUCUACAAUGAUCUCAUAAAUACCUACUCUCAAUAGCACAUCAAUAAUUCCUAGAUCAUUAGUGCUUGUUACGCCAAAAUUAUGUCUGCAAACCAUUAGUACCUCGAUAACGAGCCUUCAUAGCAAAUCACCUCUAUUCAUGAUCUAGAAUGA
Messenger RNA from Stylonychia lemnae, 1608 nucleotides. NCBI's taxonomy places the organism in Eukaryota, Ciliophora, Spirotrichea, Sporadotrichida, Oxytrichidae. The record is from the annotation of a GenBank genome assembly.